AUGUGGAUUUUUGAGUAUGAUAUAUUAUCAUUUUGGAAAUUAUGCUGAAAAAUUGACGAAUUACAGAGAGGAUAGUGAAAUUGAAAACUUGAACGAGCUACUGGAAAAUAUGUCUUCUGAUAAUGAUCGAUUAACAAUUCAGUGUGUUGAAAUGAAAGCGCAGCUGAAGAAAGAAAGAAUUCAAAUCAGGGAUCUUAAGUUUGAAAUUGAUAGACUUCAAAGAACGAAUAGAAUCUCAAUAUUCUGCCCAAAAGUUCGACGAAUUCAUCAAAAAUAUGAGAAGAUUCUCAGAACUGAUUAUGAUUCUCUACUUCCAAAAAUAAUAGCAAAUAUUGACAGGUUUGCUCAUAAUAACCUGGUAGAUUUAAGUAUGUAUAUGAAAUAUUUUCAGAUUAAUUCAAAGUCAACCAGAAUCCAAUGAAGAUUUGAUUAUGAUGGUGGUGAAAGUUUUGAAUUUCAAAAAAGGAAUUGAUGAAUAUUUGAGAAAAGUGAAUGAAGAUUAUUGGAGAAUUGAGAGAAAUCCGUGUAUUUUGAUGGAAAAUUUGGGGAAUGAAGAGGUUGAAAUGUUUCCAAGUGAUGAAUUCAUGGAAAAUAUUCGAAAAUUGAUGGCUGAUAAUAAUUUCGAUAUCAUUUGA
Molecule: messenger RNA, 635 nt
Organism: Caenorhabditis angaria
Lineage: Eukaryota; Metazoa; Nematoda; Chromadorea; Rhabditida; Rhabditidae
Source: the annotation of a GenBank genome assembly